Molecule: messenger RNA, 2108 nt
Organism: Saccostrea cuccullata (small rock oyster)
Lineage: Eukaryota; Metazoa; Mollusca; Bivalvia; Ostreida; Ostreidae
Exons: 2
Molecular function (GO): catalytic activity
Source: RefSeq, a predicted model, not a curated record
AUGCCAAAAAUUGAAGAAAUUAAAAUUCUGCUUCAAAACAAACAAGAUCUUAAUAUCUUAGGGCUUUGUGAAACCUUUUUGAAUGAUAACAUUAGUGAUUCUGAGUUGAAUAUUGAUGGCUUUGAAAUGGAAAGGAAGGAUCGCAUUCUGAGGGCAGGUGGUGGAAUUGUAGUAUAUAUCUCCGAUAAUAUACGAUACAAACGUAGAACUGAUUUUGAAAUUGGUGAUAUUGAAACAAUCUGGCUAGAAUUAAAUUCAAAGAAUUCUAAACCAGUUUAUUAUUGUUCAGCGUAUCGUCCACCAUCUGCUCCCUCCUGCUGGGCGGAGGACCUGGCUAGAGAAAUUAACUGUGCCUCCUGCUGUGACGAUGCAGAAAUUAUCUUAACAGGUGACUUUAAUGUAGACUUAUUCAAAGAACCCCCACAAAGUUGGACAUAUGCUUUAGAAGAAUUUUAUUUUUCACAAUUAAUUACAGCAGCAACCAGAGUAACUAAUACUUCAAGUACACUAAUAGAUCACUUUUACACCAAUAAACCAGAUAACAUGUGUGAAGUAAAUGUACCUUUUAUAGCCAUCUCUGACCACUACCCAAUAUGUGCCACUAGAAAAACAAAAUGCAUGCAACAAAAAGGAAAACACGUAGAAAUAGAGUACAGAGACUUCAAAAAGUUCGAUGAAAAUAAAUUCCUUCACGACUUAAAAGAUGUAGACUUUAACAAUCUCCUCCAGAUGCAUGACCCUAAUGAAAUACUAACUGAAUUCUAUGAUUUAUUUAAUAGUAUACUUGACCAGCAUGCAAAGGUUAAAACAAAACGCGUAAAGAGCGAAAUCCGCCCUAAAUGGAUGACACAAGAAAUAAACAAUGCUAGAAAUUUAAGGGACUCUUACCAUAAAGAAGGAGAUAUGGAGAACUAUAGAAUUUAUCGAAACAAAGUUAGUCUUCUUAUAGACAAAUCAAAAUCGUCUUACUAUAAAACAACUAUUGAACAAAGUUCAAAUCCCAAAGAAAUGUGGAACUAUCUUAAUCAAUUAACAUGUAAUUCAAAGAACAUAACACCAUCUCAUGUGUUUUCUAAUGGGGAAAUUGUUGAUAAUUUACAGGAUAUUGCAAAUACUUUUAAUAACCACUUUACGGAUAUCUCUAAUAAGCUUCUGAUGAAAUUGCCUAAACAUGAUUAUGAUCCUAAUAUAUUAUGUAAUUUUGUAAGGUCUAAGCUUGAUGAAGAAACCAUCUUUAGUAUUCAUCAAAUUGAGGAAAGUGAAGUUUUUAACAUGCUAAAUUCUCUAAAUAUCAAUAAAUCAGCUGGCAUUGACUUUAUUGGGCCGCGUCUUCUAAAAGUCGCAUCCAAAUAUAUAUGUAAACCUAUAACUCAUCUUAUUAAUGCUAGCAUAGUAAGUGGUAUUUUCCCGACAAAUUUAAAACAAGCCAAAGUAACACCUAUAUUUAAGAAAGGUGACAAAGCUGACCCAAAUAAUUAUCGUCCCAUUUCUAUUUUACCAACUAUAUCUAAACUGAUAGAAAAACAUGUAGCUAAGCUAAUACAAAACUUCACAAAUGAAUUUGAUCUACUAACACAAUCCCAGUCGGGAUUUAGGGAACUCCAUUCUUGUCAAACUUCACUUACAAAACUAACAGAAAGUUGGCUUAAUGCAAUGGAUCGUGGUGAACUAAUCGGCAUUACAUUUAUAGAUUUUAGUAAAGCUUUUGAUUUGGUGAAUCACGAUAUUCUUCUAGAGAAAUUAAAUCAUUACAAAUUUGACCAAACAGCUAUAAAAUGGUUUAAGUCAUAUCUUUACGACAGGACCCAGUGUGUUAAAUUUGGAACAUGUGUCUCCAAUAUUCAACCUGUCACAGCAGGAGUGCCACAAGAGUCAAUUCUGGGCCUUCUUUUAUUUUUAUUGAUUAAGAAAUUUCUCCCUCUUCAUACCAGGAAACUUUAUUACAACGCUUAUAUUUUACCAUCUAUUAACUAUUGUUUGACUGUUUGGGGUAAUGCCCCCAAGCAGGACAUGGACAGACUAUUUAAAUUACAGAAAAGGGCAGCAAGGAUUAUCCUUGAUGCAAGUCCUGAUUCUUCUUCUAAACCACUGUUUGAGAAACUUGGGUG